Messenger RNA from Syngnathus typhle (broad-nosed pipefish), 5008 nucleotides. It is a transcript of the gene srebf2, whose product is annotated as sterol regulatory element binding transcription factor 2. Lineage: Eukaryota; Metazoa; Chordata; Actinopteri; Syngnathiformes; Syngnathidae. The transcript has 19 exons. Gene Ontology annotation, cellular component: nucleus. Gene Ontology annotation, biological process: positive regulation of cholesterol storage; positive regulation of transcription by RNA polymerase II. The record is from RefSeq and is a predicted model, not a curated record. Gene Ontology annotation, molecular function: protein dimerization activity; RNA polymerase II cis-regulatory region sequence-specific DNA binding; DNA-binding transcription factor activity, RNA polymerase II-specific. Bases 233 to 3640 code for a protein of 1135 amino acids.
AACCACCGCGUCUAUUUGUGAAUGACGUAACGCCAAAACAACAUGGCGUCGUCUUCAGGAAAUAUCAUUUUAAAUGAGUAUAGCCGGGUAGACCGCUGCCUCUUUUGAGGCACUGGUGUUGUCCAACUUUCACUUGUGAGUACAAUAACUAAUUACGAGAGCCCUGCGUACUUAGACAUUUGUACCCGACAGUCCUGUUUUAUCCGAGGCGACUCGGUGACGGCGGUCAAGGAUGGACUGUGGAGAGUACAUGCCACCAAUGGAGCCUUUAGCGGAAUUUGGAAAUGGAUUAACAGUAGGGGACAUUUAUGAGAUGCUCCAGCUUGAUCCCGACUUAUUUGAGGAGCUGGACACUCUAAGCACCACCCCUCGACCAGCCAAUCAAAACCCGGGCUCUGCAUCAAACCCGGUUGCCUACCACAACUCCGGCGUUGGUCCCUCUGCCCCCCCGACAUUGUCGCCCAGGUCUGGCUCCCUCCCCCCAAAUAUCUCCCCUGCUCAGUCGCCCUCCACAGCCACACCAUCUACAGUACAGCAUCAGGUGACCCGUACUCCACCGCCCCUUCAGCCGCGGCCUCAGGUGGUCCACCCCAUCCAACCCCAUCUGGUGGCCCAACCCACCAUUCAGAUGCAAACCCAGCGAUUCCCGGUUCACACUUUGGUCCCAACACCCAUCCAGACACCUGCGGCCCAAACGGUGAUGAUUGCCACCACUGGUGGGCAGUCACGUUUCAUCCAAAACCCGGUCAUCUACCACCAGAGCCCGACUCCUGGUUUCCCAGUACUUCAACCACAAGUGCAGAGCAUUGUGACAACACCUCAACUCCAACCGGUGACAAUUCAACAGCGCCUUCUGACAAAUGGUCAGACCAUUCAGACUCUCUCUACAGCGCCCACUACAGUCCACGCUGUGCCGCAGCAAGUGCAACAGGUUCUGGUUCAACAGCCUCAAAUUUUGAAGACCGAUUCCCUGGUACUAUCCACCAUGGCAAACCCAGGAGGGAUCACCACAUUGACCACGCCCCUCCAGAACACAACGCUGCAAGUGCCGACGCUGAUGGGCAGCAGCCUCCUGACUUCUGUUCUGGGAGGAGGAGAGAAGCUGACAAUCAAACACCUGGGCUCCUCUCACUGCACAAACGGCACCAUCUCGGGCAUAGACCAAAGCGCUUUGACUGCAGCGGGGCUGUGCCAAGGAGGGGUGGUGAAGGAGGGUGAGAGAAGGACCACCCACAACAUCAUUGAAAAGAGGUACCGCUCGUCCAUCAAUGACAAGAUUGUGGAGCUGAGAGACUUGGUUGUCGGCAAUGACGUCAAGAUGCAUAAGUCGGGAGUGUUGAGUAAAGCCAUUGACUACAUUAAGUACCUGAAACAGGUCAACCAUAAACUCCGACAGGAGAAUCUGACUCUCAAGAUGGCAAACCAGAAGAACAGGCCAGUGACAAUGUCUGAGGAUAUGGAGCCUAAAGAGGAAAUUGCAAUUAUGUCACCUCCAGCCUCCGACUUGGGCUCAAUUUCCCCUCAACAGUUUUCUCCUUACAAUGUGGACUCUGAGCCCAGCAGCCCCUUAAUGGAUCACGAUCAGAUGAAGUGUGAGCCAGACUCUCCUAACUUUGUCGGAGUGAUGGAUGGCUCUCGUCUGCUUCUCUGUGCCCUGACCUUCUUCUGUCUCUCCCUGAACCCGCUGCCCUCUUUGUUGGAUUCGGAGAUCUCGGAGAGUCUUUCUACUGGCCACGGACCUUCUCGAUCUCUAUCCUGGUUCCCGGGCCCCACUCAAGAUUUGGCCUCUUGGCUGCGUUGUCUGUUGCCAUGGGUGACGGUUUGGAUGCUGAGUGGGCUGGGAGCAAUUUGGGGUUGCGUACGGGUGCUCUACCUCUGGGAACCCGUCACGCCUCUUCACUCCCCCAAGUCGGUGUCCUUCUGGAGACACCGAAAGCAAGCUGAUGUUCACCUCAAGAGAGGAGAUUAUGCUGCAGCAUUGACAAGUUUAGAGACUUCCUUGUCCAUCUUGACCAGAGCGUUGCCUUCCACCAAACUGGAUCUGGUCUGCUCGUUGACCUGGAACGUGAUUCGCUAUUGUUUACAUCGCCCAACCCCUCUCGGGUGGCUGGUUCACCAAAUCCGAGGCAAACACGAGGGGGACGAGGCGAGGACAAGCGCGAAGGAUGCCGCCUUGGUAUACCAUCGUCUGAGCCAGCUGCAACUCACGGGAAAGCUACCUCAGCGAAGCAGCUGGUGGGCCCUGUCGCUAUCUCUGAGUGCUGUCAACCUCAGCGAGAGCGCCCAAGGAAAGAUGGCCCCCGCUCAACUCGCCGAGAUCUACGUGACGGCAGCCGCAGCCAUGCGCACUCUACCUGCUCUCUACCUCACCUGUUUGCCCGUACGUAACCUUAUUAUUCUCGUAUCGAUUUUAACUUACACAACUUUUUUUUUUUCUUCUUCUCAGGGCUACUUACUGAGCUGUGCCGAGAGCCUUGCAAACCAAUGCGAAGCAAAGCACAUUCCUGACGGCCUGCGCUGGCUUUUCAACCCAUUGGCCAGGAAGUUCUUUUUAACCUGCGAUUGGUCAUUGAAGUCAGAGAGCAGCGAUGGGGUGUUCACGUCGAAGAGAGACCCAGGAGACCCAGUGGCCCAGUUGCACCGUUGUUUCUGCAGGAAGUUGUUGGAGAGAGCCGUUCACACCCUCAUCCAGCCUCAAAAUGACUUUGAAGCAUGCAAACACAAACAAAGCUCUGGAGAGUUUUCCAGUGCCCUUGACUUUUUGCAACAGUUGAAUAAAUGCACAGAGGACUCGCCGUCUGCUCCUCCCUUCUCAACUCCUCCCAGUCACACCAUCACAUCAGUGAGAGAUCCAGUGAGUCGUUGGUGGGCGUUGGUCCUAAAGGCUACCAUCUAUUGGCUUCAAGGCGAUGAUGUCACUGUGAGGUCUCUGUUGGUGGAAGCAGAGCGGAUGCCAAGGACACGGCACACUCUUGACCACCCUCUGCCCAAAGCUGUGCAGUCACUCUGCAAGUCAGUUCAGAUGAGUCUGUCACCUGUAAAGGGAGAAGGAACAUCAGCCUGUCUGUCCCGUUGUGACCAAGCUAGCAGCUACCUGCGCUCCAGCAUCUCCGUACCGCUUGGGCAGCCCGGCGAUGGCUUAAACAAGGCGAUGGAGCUCUUGGUAUGCGACCUUCUACUGACCUUGAGGACCAGUUUAUGGCAGCGAGGAAGCAGCACGAAUGGGGAACCGGGUCCAGCAUCUGCUUCGCAGUUGGCUGGUUUUCAAAACGACCUCAGUGCGCUCCGAAAGCUCACGCAGUGCUCCAGACAGGCCCAGCAUAAGAUGUUCCUCCACGAGACCACGGUGAGGCUGAUGGCCGGAGCCAGUCCCACAAGGACGCACCAGCUGCUGGAUCACAAUCUGCGACGCAGGACCAACGGCCUCCCCAAUGCAGAAGGUGAGAGGGAGCGGGCUCACGCCAUUCUGCUGGCCUGCGGCCACCUGCCCAUGCCUCUGUUAACCCCGCCCGGGCAUCGUGCCCACCUGCUGGCCGAGGCCAAACGCACGCUGGAGCGGGUAGGAGAUCGGCGCUCCCUGCAAGACUGUCAACAGAUUCUGAUGCGCCUGAGCGGUGGCACGACCGUGGUUACAUCCUGAACACACACUUCUGUUGAUUAACUUACAGUCCUACAUUUUUAAGCCUGUAUCAUCAUCUCUCCAGUGCUCAGCUUUAGAACAAUCUCGCCACCUUUUGGUCAUUCACAAAGUUGGCUCACUGCCUCGUAUUUAAAAUUGCGCAACAGGAAUAUCAGGUGUAAUGGGGCUUCCAAAGAAAAAGGGACCUGUUUAUAAAUAACUUCAAAUUGGUGCACUCGCAGAGGUGCAAUGCCACUUUGCAAUUUCUAAAUCUGUUUGCCAGCUUCCAUUCUAAGGGCUGUCAAAUGCAUACACAUGAAGACAGACUGGUUUAUGCUGAAUUUUAAGUCGAGUCGCUUUAUAUAUCUACCUCAAUCGCAGUCCGUUUAUACUGUGGGGGGAAAAAAAGAAAAUACCCCAGCACAAGGUCGGUUAUUCUGAAUUGGAAGUAAGAGUGUGCAAGCUUUCAGUACAUCACGCAAAGGUGUCGCGACUCCGGGAAUGCAGGAUGUUGAUACAUGCAUAUUGUAGUGCAUGUAUGAUUAUUAAAUAUGAACAGUUUGUGUUUCGGUUGUAAAUACAAAUAGACUAACUUUUAAAAGUAGAUUUAAACGUCAAACCCUCGUUGAAGAAGACAUUAUUGACAAUCGCUACUGUCUGGUUGGUUUUAAUGGCUGGAUCAGAGGAGCAGUUAUGGCUGCCUUGCUCCAAAUGUCAAACUAUUUUACCGAGUUAAGUUCAGAAGGUAAUUACGUUGGAGAAAAAAAAAAAAAUGCAAAUCUUUGUUUAAUGUAAAUUAUGUGCUUGUGGAACAAUGCGACGGUGGAAAUGUUUUAUCUUGACUGAUGUCUCUUUUAUUUUUUUUUUAGGCAAAACAUUAUUUUAAACAGAACUAUUUUGCUAUAUCACGUACAUUUUAAAAUCAUGUUAGAAAUUGUUUAAAGCUGUUUGCGUUUUAAUUUGUAGUUUUUGCCUUGCACAAGGUGCUUCUGUCAUUCCUGCUUUUGUGUCUUAUUUAAUUAUAUCCUUUUUAAAAAUAAUCCUUUGCUGGAGGGGAGGAAAGACACAAUUUGUGUGUAUUAUAUUUUAAUGUGAGGAAUUUAAAACAUAGAACAAGCAUUUUAGAUUCGUGUAAAAGCUUACUGUUUGUUUUUGAUUUAUAGAGUAGAGAAGCAAACUUCCAGAAAAUUCUCUUACAGGUCAAACUGAGCAGAUCAUUCUCUUUCUUGGCUGCACAAAGAACAGCAAUGCCAUGGAUAGGGUAGGUUUAUUACAGCUUUUCUGAUGUUAUGUUACAUAUUUUUUUGUCAAUAUCCUUUCUACUUUCCAAAUUUCAGUCUUGUUCACUAUUUUGAUCUUGGUGUUUUGAUAAUAAAAAAUGUGAUGGAG